AUGUCCAGAACUGAGUCUUUAUUUACCGAUACCGUUGACCAUCAAUAUUCCAAACCUUAUCCACAUCGUCUUGUAUUCGUUUCGUACCGUUAUCUUCAUACUCGUCUUAAUGGUCGGAAUCGUCUGAAUCGUUGUAAGCGUUUUGAUCGUCGUAGUGGUCGUAAUAAUAAUCGUCGUACUAGUUGUAGUAGUCGUAAUAGUCGUAGUAGUCAUAAUCGUUUGGUCGUAGUGGUCGUAGUAGUCGUAAUCGUCGUAAUCGUCUCGUAUCGUCGUAAUAAUCGUAAUAGGCGAAAGGUUCGUAAUGUUCGUAAUGUUCGUAGUGGGCGUAAUGGGCGUAGUCGUCGUAGUCGUUGUAUCAUCUUAAUAGUCGUAGCUGCGGUAGCUGUGGUAAUCAUAUACUAA
Messenger RNA from Phycomyces blakesleeanus NRRL 1555(-), 402 nucleotides. RefSeq lists its product as hypothetical. The transcript is spliced from 4 exons. NCBI's taxonomy places the organism in Eukaryota, Fungi, Mucoromycota, Mucoromycetes, Mucorales, Phycomycetaceae. The record is from RefSeq and is a predicted model, not a curated record. The coding region runs from base 1 to 402 and encodes 133 amino acids.